UAUUACCAAUUGGAGCAAAUGCUACUUCAAUUAGGUUCAAGAAAGGCGUUUAUGUUGCUCUUUUUUUCUGUCACUUUGUUUAGUGGAAUCUUACUAGAAAAGAACUAAGACAUUAGAUAUUAGUUGAUUCACUUUGUCAUUAAAUUCUACUUCAAAUCAACUGACCAUGAAACAUAAAAGUGAGUAUCUAGUUCGCAGGUUUUGUCAUUGUUCUAACUCAAGGAGAAGGGACUUCUGUUGGAACAAAUUGACACAUUCAUUGAAUUUAUCAGAUUCCGAAAUUGUGAGAUCAGAAGUUAAAUUCAUCAGGUCCAAUUUCUAAACCUUUAAUCUUCCUUGUGCUGCUGCUUCUUCAACAGUUUUAUAGCUUCCUGAGAUGUGAUGGAUGGUGGAAACUUUGGUUUCAGGAUUGGUUUAUUCCCUGCAUCAACCAGGAGACUCUUUUAGUGUAAAUUUGCAGGGAUAACUUGGGUGCUCUGCCUUGCUCUUUUUCCUUCUAAUCAGCAUAUGUUUCCUUUUCUUCUUCUGCCGCAGAUAUACUUCCCAUGCCGCUACUAUGCUAUUCCUGGGUGCUUCUGGUCUCUGAGGAAAAGGAUGAUUCAAAGGCCUGAAUAAUAGCAAACCCGAUCUUGCCCACCAGGAAUGAAGUUCUUUAAUUUAUUUCCGAAUUAUUGUUAAGUAUGUUCCUUCGUUACCUUUCCUGAAAGAAAAGAACAAAACUAAUAAAACUACAAACAAAAUUUCACAAAAAUAAAGCUGAGAUGAACCAUAAGCUUAUCUCCAUUUGUUCAAUUUGCAGCUUUGAUUAAAAAUGGCAACAUCGAUGGGUAAAGGCAAGGCAGUUGAGUCUGAUCCUUAUAUUGCUUUAGGAUUAGAUGAGUCUGGUAAUUGGGUUCCUGGAGCUCCCAGAGUUUUGUCACUUCUGUCUUCUGUUCUUGAAAGGUCCAUUCAAAGGAAUGAAAAAUUACUCCAAGGAUCGAAAAGGAAGGAUGUUGUUACCAUAUUCCAUGGUUCAAAGCCACCUGCCUUGAGCAUUGGACAGUAUAUCGAACGCAUCUUCAAGUACUGUAAAUGCAGCAAUUCUUGCUUUGUUGUUGCCAUCAUAUAUAUUGACAGAUUCCUGCAACGAAUGGAUGCUUACCUUACUUCACUCAACGUGCAUCGUCUCCUGAUUACAAGUGUUAUGGUGGCUGCAAAAUUUAUGGAUGACCAGUGUUAUAACAAUGCAUAUUACGCCAAAGUGGGAGGAGUUAGCACAGAAGAAAUGAACGGAUUGGAGAUGAAAUUCUUAUUCAGUUUGGAUUUUAGACUUCAUGUCACAACCGAGGUCUUCAAUAAGUAUUGCUUGAAGAUGGAAAGAGAAGGUGAUGUAGGCUACCAAACCGAUCAGAAAAUUCAUGGCUACCGGCCGAAUAAAGAUGACCGCAAACUGCCCGUCAUGGAGGCAGAGACCACCACACAACAAAACAAUAAGCAUUGCAACAAAAUGAUGAAAAAUCUGUAG
Messenger RNA from Durio zibethinus, 1504 nucleotides. The record is from RefSeq and is a predicted model, not a curated record. NCBI's taxonomy places the organism in Eukaryota, Viridiplantae, Streptophyta, Magnoliopsida, Malvales, Malvaceae.